AACUGUCAUGUGUUACUCAUAAUCUUGGAUGUUGUGUUGACGUAUACGGAUGGCUCAUAGAAUAGUUCUUGUGCAGUGUCAAUUCGUUGAUCGAGUUACAUUACUCACAUAGCAAUUUCAGAAGGCAGAACAGCAGCGAUUUUAAACUAACAUCACAACGUGCUCACGAUCGUUCCUUUAUUCGCGCCACUCUAGUAAUUUGAGCAUUCGUCAUGCCAAUUCUGUACAGCGUGGUGGCUAAGGGUACGGCGAUAUUAGCAAAAUAUGCAUCCUGUACUGGCAACUUUGACGAAGUAACAGAGAACAUUCUGGCAAAAAAAGUUGAAAAUGACAAGCUUACAUACUCGCAAGGACAAUAUCUUUUUCACUACAUCUGUGAAGAUAAUAUUAUUUAUAUGUGCAUCACAGACAAUGAUUACCAAAAAUCUAAAGCAUUUUUAUACUUGGCAGAAAUUAAAGGAAGAUUCUUGGCUGUGUAUGGACAAGAUGUACAAACUGCACUUCCCUAUGCAAUGAAUACAGAUUUUGCUAGAACGUUAGCUAGUACAAUGAAACAUUAUAAUGAGUCCAGUCACAAAGUCGAUGUGUUAGAUAGUGUCCUUGGCGAUUUGGAUGAAUUGAAGGAUAUAAUGAGCAAGAGCAUCGAUAACGUUGCGAUGCGUGGAGAACGGUUAGAACUCCUCGUAAACAAGACGGAAAAUUUAAGCACAAAUUCGAUUACGUUUAGGAAAACCAGCAGAAAUUUGGCGCGCUCGUUGUUUUGGAAAAAUGUAAAAAUUUACGUUAUCGUCGGUGGCAUCCUAAUUGUCAUCAUAUAUGUUAUUGUGUCGAUGUCCUGCGGAGGCUUGGCAUGGCCAAAAUGCGUCGGAAAAAAUAAUUCAUCUUUAUAAUACGUCGAUGCAAUGUGUUCCGUCUUUAAAAUGUGAUAAGAAUUCAAUCGAUUCGCGGUUGAUUCGCGGAGAUACUGUAAGCAAAUGGGAAAAACAUUCACGAUGCAUCAUUUCGUUUGUUGGUUUGUGUUACGUGUGAAAAAAAGUAUGAGAUUUCGUUCUGUGACUCUGUCAAAACGGAAACAAUGUAGGAAUAAAGAAAAUACAAUUAAGAAAUGUACAGACAUAAACAUGUACGCGACACUUCUGAUAUUUUUAUUAUUUUAGCAAAAAUAAUUCGAAUAUGAUUGAUAUUUGUUAAGUGACAAACGUAACUUUAUCUAUUCGUAUUAUCUGUAAUGUAUAUCUACACAUUCUGCGAAAAAAAAGCGAAGAAAAGAAAAAGAUUGAAUAAAAUGAUUGUAGCAUUUAAA
Messenger RNA from Frieseomelitta varia, 1303 nucleotides. It is a transcript of the gene Vamp7, whose product is annotated as vesicle-associated membrane protein 7. Bases 213 to 890 code for a protein of 225 amino acids. Gene Ontology annotation, cellular component: membrane; SNARE complex. Gene Ontology annotation, biological process: vesicle fusion; exocytosis. Gene Ontology annotation, molecular function: SNARE binding; SNAP receptor activity. NCBI's taxonomy places the organism in Eukaryota, Metazoa, Arthropoda, Insecta, Hymenoptera, Apidae. The record is from RefSeq and is a predicted model, not a curated record. The transcript is spliced from 6 exons.